Messenger RNA from Cornus florida, 3304 nucleotides. RefSeq names its product receptor-like protein kinase HSL1. NCBI's taxonomy places the organism in Eukaryota, Viridiplantae, Streptophyta, Magnoliopsida, Cornales, Cornaceae. Gene Ontology annotation, molecular function: receptor serine/threonine kinase binding; protein kinase activity; ATP binding. The coding region runs from base 135 to 3104 and encodes 989 amino acids. Gene Ontology annotation, biological process: protein phosphorylation. The record is from RefSeq and is a predicted model, not a curated record. The transcript has 2 exons.
CGCACUUUCUCUCUCUAAAAUUCGAACCAUCACAUUCUCCUCGUUUCUCACUCUGUACAAAACUGCAACCAAUACAACUAUCUCAUUCCUCUCUAGACUCUAGUUCCUCUCGUUUCCCCAUUCUCUCUCUCUCCAUGACAACAAUGGCAAUCUUACUUCUCUUCUUUCUCUCUCUACAACCUCUCACUCUCUCUCUGAACCAAGAAGGCAUCUAUCUGCAACGAGUCAAGCUCGGUCUCUCAGACCCAACCGGUGUUCUCUCCAACUGGAACGAACACGACGACACACCCUGUAACUGGACCGGCGUAACAUGCGACAACUCGGUGACUCGCUCCGUCGAAUCUGUCGACCUCUCCAACGCUUGCCUCGCCGGUCCGUUUCCAACCUUCCUCUGCAGCCUCCCUUCUCUCUCUAACCUCUCUCUCUUCAACAACUUCAUCACUUCGUCACUCCCUCUCAACAUUUCGGAGUGUAAGAGCUUGACCCAUCUCAAUUUGGCCCAGAAUCUGCUGGUGGGUCAGCUUCCGGACACGCUAUCUGACAUGCCAGAGCUCAGGUACCUCAAUCUCGAUGGGAACAAUAUCUCCGGCGACAUUCCGUCGACUUUUGGUCAUUUCCGGCGACUCGAGAGUCUUAUUCUUACAGCUAACUUUUUCAACGGUUCAAUCCCUGCGAUUCUCGGCAAUAUCACGAGUUUAAAAUUGUUGGAGCUAGCUUACAACCCGUUUGUGCCGAGUCAACUCUCUCCGGAGCUGGGUAACUUGUCGAAUCUGGAGAUUCUCUGGCUAAGUGGGUGUAACCUUGUGGGUUCGAUUCCAGAUAGCUUUGGGCAGCUGAGUCAACUCAAAAAUCUUGACCUGUCGAACAAUAGACUCAAUGGGUCGAUUCCGAGUUUUAUUUUCAGACUCACCAGUAUAGUGCAAAUUGAGCUGUUUAACAACUCGUUCUCCGGCAAGUUGCCGCUGGGAUGGUCUAACCUGAAGUCGCUGCGACGAUUCGACGCGUCGAUGAACCAGCUGGUCGGGACGAUUCCAGACGAGUUGUGCGAGUUACCUCUGGAGUCGCUGAAUUUGUACGAGAAUCAACUAGAGGGUUUCUUACCGAAGAGCAUAGCUCAGUCCCCAAACUUAUACGAACUCAAGCUAUUCACCAAUCACCUCAAUGGGUCGUUGCCGGUUGAGCUUGGCAAGAACUCGCCGUUGACAACCCUUGAUUUGUCCGGAAACCAAUUUUCCGGCCAAAUUCCGGCGAAUUUGUGCGAAAAUGGGACUCUAGUGGAGCUUCUUUUGAUUUCCAAUUCCUUUACAGGGAAUAUUCCAGCCAGUCUCGGCAAAUGCAGGAGCUUGAUCCGGGUCCGAUUGCGGACCAACGGUCUAUUUGGCGAAGUUCCAGAGGGCUUUUGGGGUUUACCACACGUAUAUUUGCUUGAUCUUGGUGAGAAUUCAUUUUCUGGAAGUAUCUCAGGCAUGAUAUCUGGUGCAAUAAAUCUUUCAAUACUUCACAUUUCAAAUAAUCAAUUUUCGGGUGUUAUACCCUCUGAAAUUGGAUCACUAGGCAAGUUAGUUGAGUUCUCGGGCAGCCAUAAUGAGCUAACCGGGAAAAUUCCUGCAACAAUUGUACAUUUGGGUCAAUUAGGGACGCUUGAUCUUAGUGACAAUGAGCUCUAUGGUGAAAUUCCGACCGGAAUUCAUUCUUUGAAGCAGCUCAGUGAGCUUAAUUUGGCAAAGAAUAAGUUAUCAGGCAACAUCCCGAGUGAAAUUGGGAGUUUGCCAGACCUUAAUUAUCUUGAUCUUUCCGAGAAUGACUUUUCCGGGAAAAUCCCACUUGAGUUGCAGAAUUUGAAGCUUAACAGGCUAAAUUUGUCUAAUAAUAAGCUUUCGGGGGAUAUUCCUCCUCUUUAUGCUAGAAAUGUUUAUAGGGAUAGCUUUGUGGGCAAUCCGGGCUUGUGUGGUGAUCUUGCUGGUCUUUGUCCUCUGAAAGGUGGAGGCAAAAAUCAAGGUUACUUGUGGAUACUGAGAUUGAUUUAUAUACUUGCUAGCGUUGUUUUUGUUGUUGGGGUGGUUUGGUUUGUGUGGAAAUACCGUCAUAUCAAGAAAAUGAAGAAAGGAGUCACUUUAUCAAAGUGGAGAUCAUUUCAUAAAUUUGGUUUUAGUGAAUUGGAAAUCCUUAAUUGCCUUGACGAAGAUAAUGUUAUCGGAAGCGGAGCUUCUGGGAAAGUCUAUAAAGCUGUGCUUAGUAAUGAUGAGGUAGUUGCAGUCAAGAAGAUAAGGGGAGGACCAAAGAAUGAUGACACGGGUGUUGGUAUUGAGAGAGAUGCAUUUGAAGUCGAAGUUGAAACACUGGGGAAAAUUAGACACAAGAACAUUGUCAAAUUGUGGUGUUGUUGCAAAACUGGGGAUUGCAAGCUUUUGGUGUACGAGUACAUGCCAAAUGGGAGCUUGGGUGACUUGCUGCAUAGUAGCAAGGGUGGUUUGUUGGAUUGGCCUACCAGGUUUAGGAUAACUCUGGAAGCAGCUGAGGGUCUCUCUUAUUUGCAUCAUGAUUGUGUUCCUCCUAUAGUCCACAGGGAUGUUAAAUCAAACAAUAUUUUGUUGGAUGGACAGUUUGGAGCUAGAAUAGCUGAUUUUGGAGUUGCUAAAAUUGGCGUCAACAAAGGGACGGAGUGCAUGUCUGCUAUUGCCGGUUCUUGUGGCUACAUUGCACCAGAAUAUGCAUAUACUCUUCGAGUGAAUGAAAAGAGCGACAUUUAUAGCUUUGGGGUAGUCAUUCUGGAGUUAGUGACAGGUAAACGACCAAUUGAUCCUGAAUUUGGGGAGAAGGACCUAGUGUCAUGGCUCUGCACCAGCUUGAAUCAAAAAGGAAUCGACCAUGUGCUCGAUCCCAAUCUCGAUUCCACUUACAAGAAACAAAUUUGCAGGGUUCUUGAUAUCGGUCUACUUUGCACUAGCCCACUUCCCAUUAACCGUCCUUCAAUGCGAAAGGUGGUGAAAUUGUUGCAAGAGACAGUGUUAGAUGACAAGACCAAGAUGACAAAGGAUGGAAAGCUCUCCCCUUAUUAUUCCGAGGACGCCGCGGAUGAAGUGCAGUUUGAGAAACCAAGUUGAAAAUUCUUGAUAACAAGAGAGAGAGAGAGAAUUUUCUCACUCAUUUGAGGUAUACCAUAGUUGCAGACAGAUUUUUAGUAGAGUGCAAUAUGCUCAUAUAAUUGUAAUAGUGAACUUUUUAUAUACAUAAUAUAUAUGGUUGUAGAACAAAAUGUAGUGAAAUUUGAAAGUAUCCCAAGAUUGUUUAAUGUUUUAUGUCA